This is a messenger RNA of Acytostelium subglobosum LB1, 2403 nucleotides long. RefSeq lists its product as hypothetical. The annotation marks the transcript as partial. Lineage: Eukaryota; Evosea; Eumycetozoa; Acytosteliales; Acytosteliaceae. The transcript has 3 exons. The record is from RefSeq and is a predicted model, not a curated record. Gene Ontology annotation, molecular function: protein phosphatase binding; protein phosphatase regulator activity.
AAAUUACAAGAAAGGCGGAGACAGAGAGAAGAACGACGUAUUAGAGAGGAAGAGGAAGAAAGACGACAGGAAGAGGAGAGGAAACGAAAGGAGGAUGAAAGGAACGAUCGCAAGUUGCAGCGUGAGCGUGAGAGAAAGGAUCGCGAGGACAAACAACGGCUCGAGAUGGAAAUGUGUCUCAAAAAGGCCGAGGACGAGCGACAGGCGCGCCGCGAGGAGCGAGAGCGAAAGAAGAAGGAAGAUGAACGUCGUCUGGCCGAGGAGGAGGAAAAGCGUCGUAAGGAGCGCGAGGACCGCGAGCGCCGAAAGAAGGAUGAGGAUGAAGAGCGACGUCGCAAGCAGCGUGAAAUCGAGGAGGAGCGCAAGCGAUUGAUGGUCCAGCGCGAGCUAGAGCAUUCCAGUCAAUCAAUCAAUUCAAAGACGGCGACGACGCCAAAGAAACCCACGCCCAAACAGAUGAUUGAGAAGAUACUUCAAGGUUGCAGCAAGUCCAACAAUCAAUUGACAGCGACUGGCAACGAGCCAGUGAUCAACGUGCUGUUCACGGACGAGUUGAGGGAGGAGGUCAUGGACCUGGUCCAGUGCGGCUUCAAACCACUCUGCGAAUACCUCUCACUGCCCGAGUCCAUCCAGACAAUGAUGCAGGUUGUGGUCGACGUGCCACUCUGCACCCAGGUGUACGCCGCGAGACAGUCUUUGAUCCAGGGCACAGCCUCGCCGGAGCUGAAGAACGCCUAUGCACGCCUAUCCACCUCGUUCGAGAUUGUCAAGGGCGCGAUCAUCACAGUGCCACGCAUCAUCUGCGAGCCCAGCAACUACUCCAUCCUGGACACACUGUUUGGCGUCAUUGAUUACCAAGAGCUGCCGACGGCCAACAUCCAAUCAUUCGUCGAUCUGAUAACAUCGCUGCUGGGCAAGAAGAAGGAGCUGCUACAAUACGUGUCGGAGCGACGUGACACUGUGCUCCAGUCGCUCAUGCAACACAUUGCGUCGUCCAACAUCAUCGACCUCCUGCUCAAGAUGAUCGACGUCGAGAUGCAAACAGUUGGCAACACCACAACCUCCUUCUUGAAUGUAUUCAGCUCUAGCACUCCUGCCUCGGGUGCGGCCGCCGCCUCCAAGGACAAGCCAUCAUGGACAAACCACCUGACGCCAUACCUCAUACUUAAGCUCAACGAGAUAUUCAGCGUCGAGCGCUCAGGAGACCUUUUGGAAAACAUGGCACCUAUCAUUGGAAUGUUGUUCAAACCAAUCAUUGUUCUAAAUGAUGGCCGAGAGAUGACCACAAUUGAAGCCGUCAAUGAUAUCAUGUCGAUGCCAGGUGGCUACUCUGAGCCCUACGGCAUGAUCCGACUCAAGUGCCUCAGUGUCAUACAGGCCAUGGUCAAGGUGAAUGUGCCCAAGCUGGACCAGGCCAUUUGGGAGAGUGGCAUCAUGAAGAAGUGCGUCAACAUCUUCUUUGAGUACGAGUCAAACAACAUUGCCCAUAGCGCCAUCGAGUCCCUGAUUACACCUCUAAUCCAGCGCAGUCUUGGCUCUGAUGACGAGGAGUUUAUGUAUCAUCUACUCAAAGACUGUGGCUUUGUCAAGCGCACCGUAGAGGUCCUCCUCGCCUCUACCCCAUCCAUCCCAGUGGCAGCUCCUGUGCCAGUACAAGAGAAGAAGGAGUCUCCUGGCACCUCAUCCAACAAGUCGGUACGGUUUGCCGCUGAUGGCGCUGAUGUGGUUGAGGACAACUUCUCACUGCAGAAGAAACCAUCGACCAAGAUCAGGAGAAGAGUAUCCUUUGCUGGUGGUGAGUCCGAGGAGGACAAACUACCAAAGAGAGAGAACUCGCUCGAGAAUCUGUUCAAGCGACCCACGAGUACUACAGCGUCUGAGCAACAGGACGACAAAAAGAAGAAUGGCUUGACCAAGCCAAACUCUCUGAGCGUGGAGAUAUGUGGCGCCGACACCGAGGUUGUCCUGUCUAAGCUCUCCAUUCACGACUCUUCAAAUCGACUUGUGAAUGGAACCAACAACAACACCAAACAACAUUGUAACACUAGUAAUGGAUCCUCCUCCUCAAAGCAGGGACCGCAGCAACAGAAGAAGGUUUAUCAGAAUAUUGGACACAUCCUGUCGCUAUGUAUAGAGGUCACGCACAUUGUCAACAAGAGCAAGAAUCAAUUCCUGCGCGACAUUGUUGACGAGUGCUGUGGCGACGGCGACUCUUGGGACCAGGUAGUCGUGCCCAGGCUCAAGAAGGAGAUAUCAUACAGGAACAACAAGCCUGUCGGAACCGUAUCCAUGCGCAAGAGCAAAGGCAAACCAGUCCUUUUCGAAACGGAAGACAUACAGCCAAUGACUGAAUCGGGUGUCCCGAUCGCUCCGACAGAGACCUCGUCCAAGUUCUUCUUCUAG